Racocetra persica is the source of this 1083-nucleotide messenger RNA. NCBI's taxonomy places the organism in Eukaryota, Fungi, Glomeromycota, Glomeromycetes, Diversisporales, Gigasporaceae. The record is from the annotation of a GenBank genome assembly.
AUGGAAAUACUGAUCCCAUCAAAGUUCACUGUAGUAGAUGAGGAUUAUGAGUUUAAAACCAUAGAACUUGGAAAUGAUUCAAACGAAAAUCUAGAAAAUGUCGGAAUGUCAGCCACUCAAUCAUGUAGAGAAUAUCAAUUUGACUUAGGAGAUAUGAUCAUAAGAUUUAUUGAUAGAACGCAUUAUCGUCCAGGUGAUAUAUUUCCAGCACUUAAAGAACAGCUUCCUGCAUUCAAAAAUGGUGUGAAAUUUUGUAAAAUUGAUGAAACAGGCUUUACAGAAAGUUGGAAAAGAUCCGUCGCUGAAUCUGUAAGACUCUUUGAAUAUCUUUGCCUCCAACAGCUUAUUCAAACAAAUGUUAAUCUGAUUAAAGAUCGACAAAAAGAGAUUGAUAGUUGCACUGAAUUUAUUCAGGAUCUUAAAAAGAGAUUAUAUAUUCCACAACAAUACCUUGACUCAAAAAAACAUAGAAUGAUAUGCACUGGUUGCAAUUACGAAUGCGUAAGCGGAAAAAUAAACUACAAAUCCCAUUGUCAUGAACAUUGUUAUUUGAAUGAGGUUGAGCCUGGACUUCUUAAUAAUGCUGCAUUAUUGAAUUGUUGGGAUAUUCAAAAAAAUGGAACUUGUUGCGUAUGUGGCUGCAAUUAUGGGAAACAUAUGCAUAUAACUUAUGAAUUUGAUUACAAAACUAAAAAUAUUAUUGAUGAAAGUGUGGAAAGACAGAUUAAUGAUAAAAAAGCAUUUCAACACACAAAAGAAAGUACCAUAAGAGAUUGCGAACAAAGACGAAAGCAACUAGAAAGUGAACAAAAGAUUAUAACUAAAAUUAAUAUAAUAUUUGUGAAAUUUCUAAGACAAAGUGCAAUAGCCACAUUUAAUGAUUCAUAUUCUGAAUAUCUAGAUCAUUUCAUACGUGAAGAAAGGAUCAAACAUAAUGCAAUUAUUGAAGGGCCUGAAAAGACAAAAAGAGAAUAUCAAGAAAAAAUUGAGGUUAUAAAGAAAGCACUCGCAGCUAAUGAUUCUUCUGAAGAUUUAAUCACCCAGAAGAUAUUGUUAGAUAUGAAAAGGAAUUGUAUAAUUUGA